Striga asiatica is the source of this 969-nucleotide messenger RNA. The record is from the annotation of a GenBank genome assembly. NCBI's taxonomy places the organism in Eukaryota, Viridiplantae, Streptophyta, Magnoliopsida, Lamiales, Orobanchaceae.
AUGAAGGAGAUGGUCUUUCCGUAUCGAAUCAAAGAAGGAAGAAAGAAUGGACGAAUUAUUUCAGGCGAAGCGCACCCUUUCGGGGGCAUCGCAGCUUCCAUACCCAUGCAAGAUUUGGACCUUCAUUCUCCAACUCCUCCCUUGUCACCACCUCAUAAGCUGAUGCAACGGGAGAACAAACCAUUCGUUGUCAUUCCCCAGAUACAAGAAUCCCCGAGCAUAAGCAGAAUCAGGGAUAUAUGUAGCACGUACCUCUUCAACUUUCUCCGGUGGGAGAAAAAAAUAGCAUCUGCAACCUUCAUCGAAAGUCAAUUGGAAGUUCUUUCCCCAAGCACAGAGUCUAUUAAAGGCCCUGAGCUUACCCACCAAUCAGUCCAAAACUACAUUCGACGACCAUCGCCCAGACGCCAAUGCAACCCCUUCCCCAAGAUUCCUUUCGUCUUCCGAAUACCUCGCCAAGUAGAAGAACUGACAGCAGGGCUUUCGAUCACCGAUCUGGAUCUUAAUCUGAAGAUGAAGCGUAUGCUUAUGAGGAAAGAAUUCUGCCAGCAUCUUACGAUUACUGGCUGCGCUAGGUACAGACUUCCAUGUGGGGACAAAGCUGAGACCUUGGUUAAAAGGUAUCUCAGCAAUGUCCGGGACAUAACGAACCAUGAGCUGUUUCGCCUGCUUCAUUAUCUUGAGGCAGACGGCAACAACUGCAUGGGUAUCAUUAGGUUCAUAAUUCCAGGACUCGGGGAUGGGGACCGCUUUGGCACGAAGAAAAAGGUGAAGAGUUUCAUGAUUUUCAUCUCCCCUAGGCUGGCCAAGGGAGCAUUACCUUUUUCAUUCUCUUUCAGGCAAUUAUCAUUGGAAUCAGGAACUCUCACAAAGUGGUUGAAAGGUUUCCUUAUAGAAGAUGCGGACAAAACAAGUUUUUUAUCAAUACCAGAAGGCAGUUGGGGUGGAUCUAUGGGACUCACACUAUGA